Messenger RNA from Colletotrichum tamarilloi, 228 nucleotides. RefSeq lists its product as uncharacterized. The record is from RefSeq and is a predicted model, not a curated record. NCBI's taxonomy places the organism in Eukaryota, Fungi, Ascomycota, Sordariomycetes, Glomerellales, Glomerellaceae. Gene Ontology annotation, cellular component: mitochondrion. Gene Ontology annotation, biological process: mitochondrial respiratory chain complex IV assembly. The transcript has 2 exons. The coding region runs from base 1 to 228 and encodes 75 amino acids.
AUGUCCAGGGCAUCGAAGCUUACGCUGGCCGCGACAUCGCUGUUCGCCGCCAGCACCAUUGCCAUGCAUCAGGGAGUGGUACGCGACAUCGAACAGCAGCGUAUCAAACGAGAACGCCAACUCGACUUCGACAUGCAGCGCGCCCUCGAGGAGGACUACAAGCGUGAGCAGACCGUCAGAGAUGCAACGGCGCCCUCACAACCCAGCGCAAGUGGCAUACAAACAUAA